This is a messenger RNA of Meloidogyne enterolobii, 635 nucleotides long. NCBI's taxonomy places the organism in Eukaryota, Metazoa, Nematoda, Chromadorea, Rhabditida, Meloidogynidae. The record is from the annotation of a GenBank genome assembly.
AAAUGAGAAUAACUUUAAUUUCACUUUAUUUACGUAAUUCUUUAUUUUGCCGUUCACAUGCUUCGAGUUGCAAUGUUCAACUAUUUCGAAAUUUAGCAGCAGGUAAUACUGCCACAACGGUAGAAGAAAAUGAGGAAGAGCCGUGGAUGGAUCCCUAUAAUAAAGCUUUGCCGGAGAAAAAGGAAACAUUUAGCGAUUUUCGUGAAGUAAAAGUAGAUUGGAGUUAUGUAGAGCGUUUACUUCCUCGCAAAUUUGUUCCUGAAAGGAAAGUUGGAGGAUAUAUUACACCAAGUGGUUGGAGAGCGCCCAGAGAAAAUCCUCCAGAUUUGCCUUACUAUAUUGCAAGAGGAAUUGAUAAUAUGCCAAGAAUAUUUUUGGAAUUAAGAAGGGACGAAUUAAAUCCAAAAACUAUGGAUUUUGAACAUGUUGACGUUGUUGUUUUAAGAGAAAUUUAUGGGGAUAUUUUUGCUUGUGAGAGGGAUUUGCGUAUUUAUUUGGAAAAAUAUUUGGGUUAUCCAAUAGCAACAAAUGUCGAUGAAUUAAAAGGAAUUAUUAGAAUUAAAGGAGCUGAUAGAGCUUUGGUUGAACAAUUUGUUUAUGAUUAUGAAGAGGAAUUUACACUUUUAGAUAAUUAA